AUGGAACUUGACAAGGAAGAAUCUCAGUUAAAGGAAGAAAGCAACAAGGCAAUUCACAACAACAUUCCAAGGCAAAAGAUUGUGCAAACUGAUGAAGAAGUCCAAGAGAAUAUUAGAGUAUUAGCCACUGAAAGGAUGAAAGAUCCCCAAGGCCAUGUUACUGGAUUUUGUGCUCUAUGUGCAAUACAGAAUCAUGUAAGUCGUGCACUGCAUGCAUCUGGAAGAACAUUAUCCCCCGAGGAUCUGCCUAGUAGUAUCACUUAUUUUCAUAUUAGCGUGAAAUUUAUACUUCCUGACCUUAGAUCAGGUAUAUCACGAAAUUUCCAAAAUACAAGGCAGGAGGAUGCACAUGAGUAUAUGGUCAACUUACUUGAGUCAAUGCAUAAAUGCUGCCUGCCUUCUGGUGUACCAAGUGAAUCACCUAGUGCUUAUGAGAAAAGUUUUGUUCAUAAAAUAUUUGGUGGUCAUCUGCGAAGUCAGGUGAAAUGUCAGCAGUGUUCCUUUUGCUCCAACAAGUUUGAUCCAUUCUUAGAUCUAAGUCUCGAAAUUUUCAAGGCAGAAUCAUUGCAGAAAGCACUUGCAAAUUUCACUGCUGCAGAAUGGUUGGAUGGAGGGGAGAGGCAAUACAAUUGUCAAAGAUGCAAGCAGAAAGUUUGGGCUCUGAAACAGCUUACAGUUCAUAAGGCACCUUAUGUGCUAACUAUUCACUUAAAGCGAUUCCAUGUGCACAAUCCUGGACAGAAGAUUAAAAAGAAGGUUUGGUUUGACUGUGCUCUGGACCUAAAACCUUUUGUCAGUGGCUCAUAUGAAGGAGAUGUGAAGUAUUCUCUCUAUGGGGUUUUGGUUCAUUCUGGUUCUAGCACUCAUUCUGGACAUUAUUACUGCUAUGUCCCCACAUCAAAUGACGUGGUAUACAAUGUCAGUGAGCAAGAAGUGUUAAAUCGGCAGGCAUACAUGCUAUUUUAUGUUCGUGAUAGAAAAAAUAUUGUUUCUAGGAAAUCUGUUGAUAUUAUUAAGAAGGAGAACGGAAAUAUGGAUUCUGCUGCAGCAAACCAAGUAUUGAAGGGACUUUUCAAUGGUCUGGCAGAAAAUAAAUCUUGUGAAUCUUCUUUAAAUGCUCAAGCUCAGAUAAAAAUGUCAAAUUUUGACUCAUCAGUUGUUUCCUUUACGAAGUACAGUCUGGUUCAGCAAAAAAGUUGCCCUUCAUUAGCAGGAAGCUUUGUUCAAAAUAAAAAACCUAUAUCUGAUCCUUUUCCAAGGAGCAGCCACACAAAGGAUCACAAGGAGGGCUCUCCAUUGUUGGCUCAAAGCACGAAUGCUUGUCGACACUAG
Arachis ipaensis is the source of this 1332-nucleotide messenger RNA. The record is from RefSeq and is a predicted model, not a curated record. NCBI's taxonomy places the organism in Eukaryota, Viridiplantae, Streptophyta, Magnoliopsida, Fabales, Fabaceae.